Molecule: messenger RNA, 885 nt
Organism: Ascochyta rabiei
Lineage: Eukaryota; Fungi; Ascomycota; Dothideomycetes; Pleosporales; Didymellaceae
Exons: 1
Coding region: 1-885 (294 amino acids)
Biological process (GO): protein phosphorylation
Molecular function (GO): protein kinase activity; ATP binding
Source: RefSeq, a predicted model, not a curated record
AUGUCAGAGCCUCUGGCCACAUUCUCCGAUGGAACGGCUGUGCCGAUGGAUGGGAAAUUCCAUGUCGAUCCAUCUUGUCCGCUAUCAAUCGUGAAAUAUCUCGAGCCAUGGCAUCCUCCUGGGGUAUCAGAAGUGCUGUCCGGUGGCAACACAGCUCGACUGGGUUUACUCCCGGAUGGAACGAUUCUCAAAUAUGUCUACGAUAGAGACGAUCAAUGGGCGAUGAAUGGCCUAAACAUCGAGCAUCAGAUCCUCACAGCGUUAGGCAGCCAUCAUAGGCUCGUCAAGUACUAUGGUCAACACGAGAAUGGCCUCAGGUUUCAAUUCGAGGUCAAUGGUGAUAUUCGCCGCUACUUUUCAAAGAUGGACUUCAAAACCAUUCCCAUCCAGCAACGAGAGAAAUGGGUACAUCAAGCAGCAGAGAGCAUUGCAUACAUCCACUCAAAACACGUUAUUCACUGCGAUAUUCACCCUAACAACUUUCUUCUUGACGACGAGCUCAACCUUCGACUCUGCGACUUUGCUGGUUCCCUUUUUGGCGAGCUAGAUGGAAAGGCAAUGGAGAGCACGCCCUUCUUCCUCCCAAGAGAUCCCCUCUCUAGACCGAAUACGAAGUCUGACCUGUUUGCGUUGGGAUCCGUUAUGUACUAUAUCAUGGCUGGCUGUGAGCCGUAUGAUGGCUUGUCAGAGGACGAGAUAACUGCCCGCUUCACUCGGGGAAAGUUUCCAGAUGUGGGUGAGUUUGAAUGUGGCAGGACUAUUAGUGGUUGUUGGACUGGGAAAUUCAGUAGUGCUCAAGAAGUGGUAGUGAGUCUUCCGGGAGGAGCUGUUAGAGAUGUCAAGGACGCUCACUCCAUAAAGAGUGACUCUUAUCCAGUAUCUUAG